This is a messenger RNA of Populus nigra (black poplar), 1108 nucleotides long. Its product is annotated as bidirectional sugar transporter SWEET7. Gene Ontology annotation, biological process: carbohydrate transport. The record is from RefSeq and is a predicted model, not a curated record. Lineage: Eukaryota; Viridiplantae; Streptophyta; Magnoliopsida; Malpighiales; Salicaceae. Gene Ontology annotation, molecular function: sugar transmembrane transporter activity. The transcript has 5 exons. Gene Ontology annotation, cellular component: membrane. The coding region runs from base 178 to 945 and encodes 255 amino acids.
AACCACUUCUUCUGGAUUUACCUGCCAAAUUUUAGCUUUCAAGACACGCACUUUAUCUCCUUAAUUCCUCUCCCUUGUUUAUGAGACUCUUUAUCUAUAUUUUCUUUACAUCGAAACAUCUUCAAUAUAAGAAACUAAAUCUCUUCACUUUAGUUUAGAGCCUCAUAUCUCAGAAUCAUGGUUUCUGCAGACCUUGUUAGAACUGUGGUUGGCAUCAUAGGAAAUGUCAUCUCACUACUCCUGUUCUUGUCACCAGUGCCAACUUUCGUACAGAUAUGGAGAAAGAAAUCAGUGGAGCAAUUCUCACCAGCCCCGUACCUUGCAACCAUGAUCAACUGCAUGGUUUGGGUCUUAUACGGACUACCCAUUGUGCACCCCAACAGCACCUUGGUUUGGACCAUAAAUGGAGCAGGGGUUGCUAUUGAGAUGGUCUACCUUCUCCUUUUUCUUAUUUACUCAGACAAGAAAGGGAGGUUUAAGGUGCUCCAAAUUGUGCUUGUUGAGGUUGUAUCCAUCGCUCUCCUUGCCACUCUGGUCCUAACUCUAGUCCAUACCACCAAGAAGAGAACUGCCAUUGUUGGAAUUGUUGCCAUAGUUUUUAACACCAUGAUGUAUGCUUCACCUUUAUCAGUCAUGAAAAUCGUGAUUACUACAAAAAGUGUGGAGUACAUGCCAUUUUACGUCUCCCUUGCUUCCUUUGCCAAUAGUGUUGCCUGGUCUGCUUAUGCUUUUAUCAAAUUUGACCCCUUCAUUCUGGCUCCCAAUGGAACGGGCGCAUUAUUUGCAGUGGCCCAAUUGAUCCUAUAUGCUGUGUACUACAGAUCCACACAAAGACAAAUAGCAGCAAGGCAGGCCAAGGGUGACGUGGGCUUAUCAGAGCUGGUUGUCAAUGGAAGCUCGAGGAAGACAAAUUCCUCUCGGAAUGGCCAUGGAUCAGAGGGCUGAAAGAGAAGAAACUAGCUAGCUAUCCGCGCUCUGAUUGUGCAAGGAAAAAUAAAUGCGUCUAUUUACUAAAAUAAACCAAGAAGCAUAUGCUUUUAAAAAAUAUGGUUUUUUAAGGGAUGCUAUUUAUCUAAUUAAGGCUGAAGCUGAUCCGAGUUCACAGUGA